Molecule: messenger RNA, 1411 nt
Organism: Solea senegalensis (Senegalese sole)
Lineage: Eukaryota; Metazoa; Chordata; Actinopteri; Pleuronectiformes; Soleidae
Gene: ppp1r3c2b
Product: protein phosphatase 1 regulatory subunit 3C2, duplicate b
Exons: 3
Coding region: 124-1014 (296 amino acids)
Biological process (GO): regulation of glycogen biosynthetic process
Cellular component (GO): protein phosphatase type 1 complex
Molecular function (GO): protein phosphatase 1 binding; glycogen binding
Source: RefSeq, a predicted model, not a curated record
GUCAGAUUCUCUUGUGGGGAAAAGGGAUGAUUGAGGCUACAGACGACGACCUGCAGCUCAUGACUAACUCCCUCUGAACAGUGAGAAUCACUUUACAGUCACUCAACACUAUAAACCACCAGGAUGCAGGUCUCCAAUACACCUGUUCCUCCGCUGCUCGGCUUCGGGUCAAUGGCUCAGUCCGCUGGACUUGUGGAAAUUGCUGUGAGGCUGUGUUUGAACCAGAGUAAACAACUAUGUCCUCAUGUUUGGGUUCCCAUCCUAAAACCCCAGCGCCCUUGCAUCCGCUCCCCAGUGUCAGAUCAGGUACCCUCCUCGGACUUCUCGAUUCCAGCAUCUCUAACCCACCAUUUCUCCACUUUGUUGGACUUGGACGACUGGGAUGACGAGGUUAUGUCGCCAGCCAAGAAAAAACACGUGGUCUUCGCCGAUUCCAGAGGUUUGUCUCUCACAGCCGUGCGAAUGUUUUCCGACCAAGAGGAACCCUCUGACUUUGACUUGCUGCCGUCGCUGCGGGGCUUGGGAAACAUGACGGAGGACAGCUACAGCUGCACCGUCAGCACCUGCUGCCCGGGUACACAGCUCAAACUGGGGUUUCCACAACCCUCGGCGGAUUUCCAGGCCUUCCGUGCCAAGUUGGCAGAGAGCAUGGUCACCCUGGAGAACUGCAGUGUCAGUGAACAGGUGCUCCAAGGUACCGUCCGCGUCCGGAACAUCGGUUUCAAGAAGGACGUGCAGGUGCGCAUCACCUUUGAUUCCUGGCAGAGCUACAAAGACGUGCCCUGUACGUACCUGCAGAAACGCUUCGGAGGACCACAGACGGACAUCUUUGAAUUUGACAUUGCCAUUCCUAAAGUGCUCGACGCCAAAAGGAAGAUAGAGUUCUGUUUACGGUAUUUACCGGGAGGCCAGAGCCGACCGUUCUGGGACAAUAACAAUGGACAAAACUACAGUGUUGUAGUGAGUGUGCAGUCACAUCUCUGCAGAGGGAAGAAUCUCAAUGAAAGGGCAUGAAAACCUGCCGAAGAACAAGGUGUAGACUAUAGUUUUUAUUCCAUUUGCAUUGGUUACACGCAGGUUUAGUACAUAGGUUUAAUUUGAGGCUUCAGUAUUUACCUCUGCCAAGGAGAGUAUGUUUCCGACCACAUUUUUUUUAUCUUGAUUUUUAACCAUUUGAGGCAUUGUACAAAACUGAGCUCCUUUGGACUUUAUUUUUUAUGCUUUAUUUAGUUUUAAUCCACACCCAGACGCCAAGUCUGGUCCCACAGAUGUGAAAUUUUUCUAUAAUAAUGCAUGUGUGACAGAAGUAAUGGUAGUUAAAUGUUCAAAAACUGUACGUAUAUAAUGCACACAUUUGUUCACGUUUCUUUAAAACAUGUGUGUCCAUAGUAAAAGUGUGGGUACUGCUCAA